Pistacia vera is the source of this 2884-nucleotide messenger RNA. Its product is annotated as apoptotic chromatin condensation inducer in the nucleus. The record is from RefSeq and is a predicted model, not a curated record. The transcript is spliced from 6 exons. Bases 447 to 2858 code for a protein of 803 amino acids. Gene Ontology annotation, molecular function: nucleic acid binding. Lineage: Eukaryota; Viridiplantae; Streptophyta; Magnoliopsida; Sapindales; Anacardiaceae.
CACAACAUUAGCUCAGAAGAAAAGCCAAACAAAAAAUAAAAACCCUAAAUUUGUUAUCCCAAAUUAAGACCCUAUUUUUCAUUUUCGUUUUUAUUAUUUUCUGUUUUGAUUCUCUUGUUUUCUCUGUUUUCGACUCUCUCUGUUUUGUUUUCAGGAAGAGAAAAAAAAAUUAAUUUCCGAAACGACGCCGUCUUGAAGCAGAAUUCUGGGGCCUCGAGUGUCGUUUUAGCUAGCGAAGCUGUGAAUAGUUGUUUCAUUUAGGAGUGUUUUUAUCUGGGUUAGAGUAGAUUAAGGUUUUGUUGUUGAUGUGCUGUUUUGUUUUGAGUUCUCUAAUGGUUGGUUUUGUGUUGUGAAAAUUAGGGUUUCACAUCUCUCUUUUUUCGUCAUUUCAGGCUGCGAAGUAAUCUCUUAUUUCUAGUUGAGAAGGUGAUUUUUAGUUGGAAAAGAUGUCGUCUCCAUAUCCAAUUCUUGACAAUAAACCAAUUGACCAGUGGAAGGUUACAGAAUUGAAAGAAGAGCUAAAGAGGCGGAAGUUGAAAUCAAGUGGUAAGAAGGAGGAGUUGAUACGAAUGUUGGAUAAUGCCAUUCGCAUUGAACGGGAAAAGGCUGCAAAGGAAGCAGAAGCCGAUAAUGGUGUUAAUAGUGUUACCCAACCAGUUGUUGGUGUAAAAGAUGCAGAGAAAGUGCCUGUUGAUACUGGAAUCGCUAAAGAUGUUGUGAUUGUUGGUAGUAAAGAAAAUGAAAAGGUGGAUAAUGUCGUGGUUCAGCUUGACAUGAACAGUAGUGCUGCUGCAUUGGGUCAAGGAGAGGUUGAAAACAUAGAAUUAGCGGGUAAUAGUAACAAAAAUGAUGCUGCCUUAGGUCAAGAGAAAAUCCAAGAAAGUGACAUAACAGGUGAUACCAACCCUCCUAGAGUGGAGGAGGAGCUGGUUAUCCGUAAAACUACUGUGGAGACCAGCACUACAGUUACUAAGAGUUUGGUUACUGAAUUAGCUUUUAGUGGGCAAGAGUUGCAUAACUCUGGAACACCGGGAGAGAGUUUGAAUUCAAAUGUUCAGCUGGAGAUUGAGGAUCCAAAGCCCCAGCUGGAGAAUGAGGGUUUAAAGCCUCUGCACAAGGAUGACAUUCUUGACACCGCUGCUCCGGAUAAUCAGGUAUCUGAGGUCAGCGCUAAUUUAGGGUCUCAAGUAAAAUCUGAUUCUAUUUCUACUGAUUCUGUGUCAAUUAAUGAAAAGAUUGAACUAAAGGAUAAUAUAAUUGCUGAUAAUGUCAAAUUAGAACAAGAUGUUAUUAAGCAGGAGAUGGUGGAACCAUCAUCUAGCAAUAUUGUUCCAGUUGGUGGUGAAUCACAUCCAAUGGAUGUUGAAGAGCCACUUGAGAGGAAGGCAUCUAUUGAGGAGAGAGAUGACAGCAAUGCUACAAUUGCAGACAUGGGCAAGAAAAAUGAUAGUGCAGAUGUGGGUUAUUCAGAAAAGUUAAAUUUAGAUCGAAGCUCUGGUGACGACUCUAUGGAGGAGGAUGUCCUGGAGAGUAAACAAAUUGAUUCAAAGGAUAGUUUUGAUGAAGUGAGGGACAGAAGUGAGAAAGAUGAAGUGUCUGUUGUGAAAGAGGAUAGUCCUGUUGAUGUUGUCGGAGAUGGUUUGUCUGAUGACAAAAAGGAUGUUCAAGUUGAGAAUAAGAGUCGUCCAGUUGUGGCUGCUGAGAAAAGAAAAAUUAAUGAUCAAGAAACAGUGGGAAGCAAUGAGCCUUUGAAGAGGCAACGCAGAUGGAACUCUGAAAGCCUCAAGCUUCCAGAACAGCAGAGUUCUAAUCUUACACCUACCACCACGCCGAGGGACACAUUUCAAUCUAGUGCUUCGAAACGGAACCUCUCUAGAUCCGAUUCGGCAGUCAGUGAUGAUACACCCAAGGAACGUGUGGUUCCACCUUCACCUAAACCUCCAACUAAUUCCCUCAGGAUUGAUCAUUUUGUGCGUCCUUUUACUCUAAAAGCUGUGCAUGAGCUUCUGGGCAAAACUGGAACUUUCACCAGUUUCUGGAUGGACCAUAUCAAGACCCAUUGCUAUGUUACUUAUACAUCAGUUGAUGAAGCCAUGGAGACACGUAAGGCUUUGUAUAACAUACAAUGGCCUCCAAAUAAUGGUGGACGCCUGCUGGUGGCUGAGUUUGUGGAUCCCCAGGAAGUGAAAAUGCGAGCAGAAGCUCCUCCUCAGUCGCCAGCUGCACCCACCCCUCCCGCUCCAGCUCCACCUGCCUCGCAGCCCCAGCCCUCACCCCGUCAACCAGCUCCCAGACAGCAGCUCCCACCACCGCCAACUCUUCCACCACCACCACCACCCGUAUCCAACCCAGCCCCAGCUAGAGAACGCUUCACUCUUCCACCCCCUCCCCCACUCCCAGAAAAAAUUGACCCACCAAUCGUGACUCUGGAUGACCUAUUUCGCAAAACCAAAGCGACUCCUCGCAUCUACUACUUGCCUCUAUCAGAAGAACAAGUUGCGGCAAAAGUUCAAUCGCGGAGUAAAAACACCAAGCAGUCUGCAGGUGUUACUACUACAUGUAGGAAGGAAUUGUUCCAGCCAAGCUUGGGGAUCUUGUUCGUUGAUGGAUUUCGAUUUGGGUUUUCCGAAGGCUGUGCCUGCCUGAGGCUUAUGUUUUAUUUAGUGUUAGAAACCUCCUCCCCCUACAAAGCUGAGAGCUUCUGUGGUGUCGUGUGUCUUGUUUUUCUGUUGAACCAGAAUUCCAAGUUUUAUGAACUUCUUGUGAUGUUGUUAGAUCAUAUUUCUAACUUUUGGAUGAUAUUUUCUUUCCCCUUUAAGUUUGGUCUUCAUUGUAGAUUCUGCAACAACUUUGAUUAACCAGUGUACUAGCUUUUUGAACUGCU